This is a messenger RNA of Protopterus annectens (West African lungfish), 2343 nucleotides long. RefSeq names its product potassium channel tetramerization domain containing 18 (gene KCTD18). NCBI's taxonomy places the organism in Eukaryota, Metazoa, Chordata, Ceratodontiformes, Protopteridae. The coding region runs from base 240 to 1751 and encodes 503 amino acids. Gene Ontology annotation, biological process: protein homooligomerization. Gene Ontology annotation, molecular function: protein binding. The transcript is spliced from 7 exons. The record is from RefSeq and is a predicted model, not a curated record.
UAUAGUUCUUCUCCUCCCUUUUCUGCCUCAUAACGUCAGUCGUUACGUCAGCGGAGUCCCUCAGCCGUGGGAAUCUGCCGGGACCUACUUGGGGUACUGACUUCUCAAUUACUGGCACGUCUGUCUUACUCAGGUUUUGGUAACAUGAGCUUGUCAUGUAAAUACUGGAAGUCAUAGCAGUGCCAUUACCUUCGAUUAUCAGAAAUUCAGCGGGUUCUUCCGUAUGUUGUAUUAAAAUAAUGGAAGAAAAAGAGGCCAUGGAAGUAGAAGAUAUACUUCGACUGAAUGUCGGAGGCUGUAUCUACACAGCUAGGAAGGAAUCUCUUUGUCGAUUUAAGGAUUCCAUGCUUGCUGCAAUGUUCAGUGGGCGUUUUCCACUGAAGCGUGAUGAGUCAGGGGCAUGCCUUAUAGAUCGAGAUGGAAAGUUGUUUAAGUACCUGCUAGAUUACUUACAUGGCAAUGUUUUGAUUCCUGACACUGAAGAAAGCCGACUUGCCUUACAGGAUGAGGCAGAUUAUUUUGGUAUUCCUUAUCCGUACAAUCUGACUGACCACUUGGCCAAUGAGAUGGAGACUUACUCUGUACAAACAAAUAUGGAACUUAGAAAGGCUUUGUCAGACCUGUGUGAUUCAUAUGGCUUGUGCUGUACAUCAUCCAAAGUAUGGGUCCUUCACUACCUCAACACCUCUGGCAGUAGCUGUGAGAAUAAGGUCCUCGGUGUAUAUGCCACCAAGCAGGAUGGAAUCAAGGCCAUUGAAAAACAGCUGGGAAAUCGGAUACACAGCAAAAGCAUUUUCAAGAGGGAAGCACGCAACAAUGUUCAGUAUAUAUGGAGCUAUUAUUCAGCUUCUGAACUCAAAUCGAUGAUGGAUGCCUUUGACGCUUGGCAGGGAAAAGGAAUCAGUUACUGGCGAGUGCCACGAGACCUAAUAGAAUGCUGGACCCUGGAAGGAUGGUCGGUAGAAGGAGAUCCACCAGUAAUUCAAAAGCGGAGACUGAUAUCUUUUAAUGAAGAGGAAGAGGGAGAUGAAGAAGAAAAUACAACCAAAACCGGUCGGAAGCGGAUUAAGUUUUCUGGUCCAUCCACUAGCACAUGUAUUAAAGUGAAAAACUCCUUGAAGGAAAUUACACCGGGAGUUACUGCUAAUGGUUCAAGAACUCCAGACAGAAAAAUUUGCAUCAAUAUUCCUUCUUGCAAAGUAAUUCGUCUCACGAAAAGAACUGAAAGUGAGGCAGAGGAGAAUCGCAGUUCUUCUGAAACUCAGCCUGUUGUAUCUGAUACAUCAGCAGAGUCGUCAGAGACUGUAAAGUGCCAGAGAACUGAAAAUACUGAAGUAAGUGGACCAACUAUUAGAGUGUUUGUACCAGAAAGAAAAAGUACCGGCAGAGUGAUUAAACUGAAACGACCGCAGCUGUUAUCACCAUCCCGCGUACCCACAAACUCCUCAGAACCAUCAUCCAAGACUGUUCAGCCAGAAACUGCUUCCUGUCAAAUGGCAAACACUUCUGUAGAGCAGAGUACUUUGAGUAAUACAAUAGAAGAGGAUGUGGCAGCUGGAGACACAAAAGAGGAAGUAGUGAAAUUAGAACUAACAACUCUGAAUAAUGCAGCUGAAGAGGAUGUGGUAGAUGUAGCGUCCAAAGAGGAAGCAGACAAUUUACAACUAAAAACUUUCUGUAAUGCAACAGAAGAAGAUUUGGUAGCUGUAACAUCCAAAGAGGAAGCAGAGAAUUUAGAACUAAAAACAUGAUUGUAAAAUCCUUGUUUUCAGAUUUUCUACCUGUAACUUGCAUGUGUGUUUUUCUGGCUUUUCAUUUCACUGAGAAGGGAUUACAUUUUUUUUGGUCCCACCCCAUUGUGAACAUUUUUUAUUUUGUGGAAUUUCUGGUGCAGAAGCAGAAAACUAAUUUUUAUUGUAUUUUGUUACAAUUUUUGCAUCUCUGUUGCUCACUUUCUAGCUAAAAAGCUUGAUAUGAUGUUCUUUUAUAUCAUAUAUAUUCUGCUGUAGCUUUUCUUUCUUUGCUUUCUAGCCUUUUAACACUUCCACAAUUUAGGGAGAACUUUGCCCAGAUGUUUUCCUGCAGUAAUAUUCCACUGACUGGCAGAAUCCCUGCCUUCCUGCUUUGUCCACUUUGGCUUUGCAGGUGAGUAUGUGAGUUGGAGUACAUAUGUGGAUAUGAUGGUGUAUUUUUACAAAAAGAUACUCUGUUGCAGAAAUGGGUGGUCUUAUUGGGAAGGGGAUUUUGAAGUGCUCACUGAAUGUUUCCUGCCAUUGUUUACAUUGCUGUUUCCAUACAUUCGUCUACUGAACAAUAAAGUCCUGUGACUGGGUAAUAGGUUCA